Messenger RNA from Colletotrichum acutatum, 1728 nucleotides. RefSeq names its product proteasome regulatory subunit C-terminal-domain-containing protein. The coding region runs from base 1 to 1728 and encodes 575 amino acids. Gene Ontology annotation, biological process: regulation of protein catabolic process; ubiquitin-dependent protein catabolic process. Gene Ontology annotation, molecular function: enzyme regulator activity. Gene Ontology annotation, cellular component: proteasome complex; proteasome regulatory particle, lid subcomplex. Lineage: Eukaryota; Fungi; Ascomycota; Sordariomycetes; Glomerellales; Glomerellaceae. The record is from RefSeq and is a predicted model, not a curated record. The transcript is spliced from 3 exons.
AUGCCGGGCAAAACACCUUCACGCAGCGGGAAGGAUCCCCUCGAGAACGGGGUUCGUAAGAACAACAAGGAUGCCGACUCAAAGAGCAAGGGCAAGAAGGGAGCAAAGGACGGCGACGAAGAGAUGACCGUUGUUGUUCCUCCGUCCAAGAAGGCGGCUGCUCCCCCGGCGGAUACUGACGGGGACGUUGCGAUGGGUGAUGAGGCUGGAGCAGAUGACGCAGAGGUCAAGAUUGACCCCGUGGUGCAGGCUGUAGCAGACAUCAAGAGCAAUUUCGCACUGCUGGACCGCGCAGUCGCGCUCUUCGAUGCCAGAUUCUCCCUCCGAGCCCUGCGGUCGAUUUCCACCAUCCGCAAGCGCCUGACACCCGAUAUCAUCGCCCAGGCCAUUGCCGAGAGCUUCCCCGCGACCGUUGCCUCCGGAAAUGUUGCUAAGCAGCUUCUGAUCGCCAUCGGUCGCGAGAACGUACCCCUCGGCCGCUCCAGCGGUCCGGAGAUGGAGGUAGACAGCGAGCCUGCGAAGACGAAGAACGGCCAGAAGAAGGACGUGAAGGAGAUCAUUCCCGAGGUUGACAUCUUCCUCGGCAUUCUGAUUCAGGUCCACCUCUACGACACCAAACAGUUCCAACACGGAGCCGAGUUCUCUAAGCAGCUCACUGACCGUAUCCACACGCUUAACCGCCGCACAUUAGACUCCCUUUCCGCCAAGGUCUACUUCUACUACUCAAUGUUCUGCGAAAGCCUCGCCCCUCAGCCUCCUUCUCCCCAGUCUCCGGUCGUCGCUAUUCGACCCACUCUUCUGGCUGCUCUGCGGACCGCCGUUCUCCGCAAGGAUAUCGACACGCAAGCCUCGGUCAUUGUGCUUUUGCUUCGCAGCUAUCUGUUGACGUCUCACAUUGCGCAGGCCGACUUGCUCGUAUCCCAUACCCAGUUCCCCGAGAACGCAGCCAACAACCAGGUCGCACGCUUCCUAUACUACCUUGGACGCAUCCGCGCCAUUCAACUGAGAUACACGGAGGCACACGAGCACCUCACGGCUGCGACAAGAAAGGCCCCCUCAAGCGCCUGCGCGGUGGGCUUCUCACAGACGGCGACCAAGCUUCUGUUAGUGGUUGAAUUGUUGAUGGGCGAUAUCCCUGAGAGAUCUACCUUCCGCCAGCCCACUUUGGAGCUCUCCCUGCACCCGUACUUCCUCCUUGUCCAGGCCGUCCGGGUUGGCAAGGUCCAGAACUUCGAGACCAUCAUUGCGGAUCACGCCGACACCUUCCGCCGAGACGGCACCUACAGCCUGAUUCUCCGCCUGCGCCAGAACGUCAUCAAGACCGGCAUUCGCAUGAUGUCUCUGUCAUACUCUCGCAUUUCCCUGCGCGACAUCUGCAUCCGCCUCGACCUUGGUAGCGAAGAGUCAGCCGAGUACAUUGUCGCCAAGGCCAUCCGCGAUGGUGUUAUUGAAGCUACCCUGGACCGCGAGCAUGGAUACAUGAAGAGCAAGGAGGUCGGCGAUGUUUACGCUACGCGGGAGCCCGGUGAAGCCUUCCACGACAGAAUUCGCGCAUGCUUGGCUCUCCACGAUGAGAGCGUCAAGGCCAUGCGAUUCCCCAUGAACCAGCACCGCUUGGAGUUGAAGAAUGCCCAGGAGGCCCGCGAACGCGAGCGUGAGAUGGCCAAGGAGAUACAGGAGGGAGACCUGGAUGAGGACGACCUUGGCGGCGACUUCGAUGGCAUGUAA